Molecule: messenger RNA, 1230 nt
Organism: Cylindrotheca closterium
Lineage: Eukaryota; Bacillariophyta; Bacillariophyceae; Bacillariales; Bacillariaceae
Source: the annotation of a GenBank genome assembly
AUGAAGAAUCGACCCAAAAGCAUCACCAUGGCAGGAUCUGUCCUUGAUCCACAAAUGUCAACGGAAGACAGCGACCAGAAUGACAGCGUUCAUGAUGAAAAUAAGGAGGAAACCAAGGAAGGAAACCACAAAGCUGAAGCCCAGCAAAAUUUACCAAGCAACGCCGACAUUGAAAAGAACAAUGAACAAGAUACGAAUGAAGACUCAAAAAAAGCAGACGAUUCCUCGCCGUUGGUUCACACGGGGCGACCAUCUACGAAAGGUCUCAAAUCUCCUGAGUCUAAGAGGCCCACUGCCUCGUCUAAUAACGAACCAAAGCAAGAGCCCAGUGUCAGUGACUCCCAACAUAAUUCUGUACCACCACCAUCAAGUGGGAUGAGUACCAGAUCCAAAGUCAUGAUAUAUGUUUGCUUCUGUCUAUCCAUUGUCUUUAUUCUGCAGGGGGUCAUUAUUGGAAUGCUGAUGGAAAGCAAUGACGAGAACAACAAUACCAAACGAGUGGCCACCAUUGGUGAAGAUGAAGGCUUGACGGAACGUCCUACACCAGUGGACAGUCCAACUCCCACAUUUGCACCUACAUUUGGUGUUGAAGAACCAAGUUACCUGUAUGAGUCGAUUGCCUCCACGCCAGGAGCAUUCCGUGUCGUAGAAGUAUCAUUGUGUGACGACUGCUCCGCUGCCAUUUAUCCCAGCUCAGACGACCGUUUGGAUUGGGAUGCUUCCGCUUGGAUCAACGAAGUGAUCAUUGAUAGUAACGCAAUCGUCACAUUGAAUUGCUAUUUGCACGGAGUCUGUGGAAUGAUUGAUCUGAUGGGGUCUAUUGACUUGGCACCGAAUGUGAAUGGAAACGUCUAUGCAUUGUGGGGUAAAGAGUCACCUAGGACGAACCUUGAUGACCAUGCCGACCACAGCAGCAGCCCCUUGAAAGCAAGGCAACGACCCAUGGAUCUUAUUACUACCCUGACGUUGUCUUGGGAAGAUGUCAGUAUUUUUGGGUACGACGAUACAAGCCGGUUUCGCAUCAAUGCACAAGUAAAAAUCUCGCAACAGGAAGUUGUAUUUUGCUAUGGGGAAGGAAAUGUAAAUGGAACAACCUUUCGUUCUGGCAUUGGAAACUACACGAAUGGAUAUGAAUAUACAGCUGUAGAUAUCACUGGAUUUGACAAUAGAGGCUUUUCCGAUACCUUUCCCAAAAAUACCUGCGAGGCAAAGAUUCUCAAUUCAGAUUGA